GUUGAAAUGUUUGUGGACUCUUAUUUUGAAAGUGCCCGGAUCUUGUCGUCUGUACCGAGUCUGAACGCAGUCUGCAGACGCGGAGAGUUUGUGGAAAACAUUUCUUUGAUUCCGUGUUUUUAUAAACUGUUCUCAGCGCGGCUGUCGGUCUGAGCAUGGCAGACCCGGCCCGUGUGAAACCCAUCGCAGUGGUCAGCGAGGCGCCUGCAGAGAGACCCAAACCAGGCGAGGGGUCCCGGGACGCUCCGGGGAGCAGCAGUAAAGUCUCUGAACUCACUACUGUCCAGACCACUGCCAAAGAGCAGGGCAAAGUGAGGUCUGCUGAAGAUGAUGCAGCUGGUGAGGAAGAAGGAUCUUCAUCACUUCAUCCUCCUCCUGCUAAAAAACUGAAAGUGGAGCAUGACAAGAAGAAGGAGAAACGCCAUAAAGUUGAUGAAGAUGAAAUACAAAAGAUGCAAGUCUUAGUAUCCUCAUUCUCUGAAGAGCAGCUGAAUCGCUAUGAGAUGUACAGACGCGCUGCUUUCCCAAAGGCAGCGAUUAAAAGACUGAUUCAGUCCAUCACAGGAUCCUCGGUCUCUCAGAAUGUGGUCAUCGCCAUGUCAGGGAUUGCCAAGGUGUUUGCUGGGGAGAUUGUUGAGGAAGCUCUCGAUGUGUGUGAGAAGUGGGGAGACACGCCACCCCUGCAGCCCAAACACAUGAGAGAAGCUGUCCGGAGACUGAAGAGCCGAGAGCAAAUUCCCAACACCAAACACAAAAAAAUCCUCUUCCACUGAGCUCCAGUCCCUCUCGCGACUCUAUUAGAAAAGACUCUCUGUUAGUAUUUCUGUGGGGGAAUGGACACUACCAGAUAUCUGAUGUGUUUGGAGUGCACUGUUGGUAUCUUGGGUAAUACAGGAUGUGGUAUAUCUCUCGUUUUGUCCACAGUCUGUCCUCUGGAGCAUGUGACGAAAUAAAACAAUAACAAGUGAAUGUUAAUGAAGACUUUUAGGAUGAUAAAUAUUGUACGAUUCCUAGCUGUCACUCAGAAGUAAGUGUGCCACUGAGAUGUCUGUCGACUCGUUUUUUAAAUGUUUCGUAAUAUUUGUUGUGUUUUGAGAAAUGCAUGCAUGUGCAUGGAUGUUUUGUGUAUGGAAAUGAUAUAAAAAUGUAAUCUUUGGAGUUGAGGGGGGAAAAGAAAUAGAAAAAAUAAAUAUUUCGAUGAACCCAGA
Carassius gibelio (silver crucian carp) is the source of this 1208-nucleotide messenger RNA. Its product is annotated as transcription initiation factor TFIID subunit 11. The record is from RefSeq and is a predicted model, not a curated record. Bases 156 to 773 code for a protein of 205 amino acids. Gene Ontology annotation, molecular function: protein heterodimerization activity; transcription coactivator activity. Gene Ontology annotation, biological process: transcription initiation at RNA polymerase II promoter; RNA polymerase II preinitiation complex assembly. The transcript is spliced from 6 exons. Gene Ontology annotation, cellular component: transcription factor TFIID complex; nucleus. Lineage: Eukaryota; Metazoa; Chordata; Actinopteri; Cypriniformes; Cyprinidae.